AUGGGAACGGGGUCUGACUCAGAGUCGGAGGGUAACGGAUGGGGCAGAGCAAGAGGAAUUCUGGUGAAGGCGGCGGUGUUGAUAGGAGGGGCUAUUCUCCUUAAGAGACUCACCAAGUCUACCACUCGCUGGGAUCAUGCCCGCUUUGUUUCCCACUCCCUCUCCGGCGAAAAGUUCUCAAUGGAGCAGGCUUCCAGAGACCCUGACAACUACUUCAAUUUCAGAAUGGUCACGUGCCCAGCAGCAGAGCUGGUGGAUGGUUCCCGGGUCUUAUAUUUUGAGCAGGCAUUUUGGAGAACUCCUUCCAAGCCCUUUCGGCAGAGAUUUUAUAUGGUAAAGCCUUGUCCAAAAGAGAUGAAAUGUGAUGUUGAGCUAAGUUCAUAUGCCAUUAGAGAUGUGGAGGAGUACAAGAACUUCUGUGAUCGCUCCAAGGCCCAGCGCCCACUUCCUGAGGAAGUUAUAGGGGACAUUGCAGAGCAUUUGACGACCAUAUAUCUCAAACGCUGUGAACGUGGCAAACGCUGUUUAUAUGAAGGUUCAACUCCAUCAGGGGGAUUCCCUAAUUCAUGGAGUGGUGCAACCUACUGUACUUCAGAACUUGCAGUCUUGAAGAAUAAUGAGAUUCAUAUCUGGGAUAGGGGCUAUGAUGAUGAAGGAAAUCAAGUUUGGGGAGUGAAGGAGGGUCCUUACGAGUUCAAGCCGGCACCUGCCUCAAGUUCCAAUGACAUGUUUUCUCCUUUAAAUUUUGCCCCCCCUCUGCCCAUGGAGAAAAGAAUAGAUGGUUCAUUUGUUUUACAAGAAUGAUCACUACUUUAUAACCAUGACAUGUAAAUUUUCAACUUUCAUGAUUCUUAGAUCUUACAUAUUGUGUUUUUGUCUAUUCUAUUUCCUCCGAAUGAACUUGAUGCAUUGAACAAUUAGCAAUGUAAAAUUGCACUCAAUAGCUGAAGUGCAAUAAAAUGUAUAGUGAUGGUUGGGAGCUUGUGAAUUUCCAGUUCAUCAUAUAUCCAUAUGUGAUUCCUAGAA
Vitis vinifera (wine grape) is the source of this 1026-nucleotide messenger RNA. RefSeq names its product chromophore lyase CRL, chloroplastic. The coding region runs from base 1 to 804 and encodes 267 amino acids. Gene Ontology annotation, biological process: protein-phycocyanobilin linkage. NCBI's taxonomy places the organism in Eukaryota, Viridiplantae, Streptophyta, Magnoliopsida, Vitales, Vitaceae. Gene Ontology annotation, molecular function: lyase activity. The transcript is spliced from 9 exons. The record is from RefSeq and is a predicted model, not a curated record.